Messenger RNA from Macroventuria anomochaeta, 1557 nucleotides. RefSeq names its product arrestin. NCBI's taxonomy places the organism in Eukaryota, Fungi, Ascomycota, Dothideomycetes, Pleosporales, Didymellaceae. The record is from RefSeq and is a predicted model, not a curated record. The transcript has 2 exons. Bases 1 to 1557 code for a protein of 518 amino acids.
AUGUCCAGCCUAGGAAACCAGAUCGGCUCGAAGGUUCGAACACUCGCAAACAUGGGCCAUCCGAACAUCGAGUUCGUCAUGGACGACAGCGAUGGACCAUGCCGCAUCAUCCCAAGCUACUCUACCAUGGAUACCAUCUCAGGACACGUUGCCAUCACUGUGCCAGCCGACACUCGGUUUGAGGACAUCGACAUUGCCUUCAUUGGUACAAGCCACACUUUUGUCGACAGAGUCACCACAACACCUUCCAUGACAGGACGUUCUGAAUCCACCCAUCGCUUCCUGACACUGCGGCAGCCGGUCGACGAAUCUUGCUUCCCAUCACCGAGGAUCUUUGAGGCUGGAAGGACGUACAGGUUUCCAUUCUUCUUCAACAUCCCGGAAAGACUGCUUCCUAAGGCAUGCACACACGAUGUCGUAGCAGACCAUGUUCACGAUCAACACCUAAUGCUCCCACCGAGCUUAGGCGAUGCCGACCUAUCUGGCUUUGGAAGCCGACUGCUUGAUGAUCUUGCGCCAGAAAUGGCGAAGAUCACUUACGGAGUGAAGGUCAGAAUUGCUCAGCGAGGGUUCUUAGACAACGUCAUCCACGUCAUCGGGGAGCGAAUGAAGGCAGUCCGAGUGAAGCCUGCCUUCGAUGAGCAAGCUCCCCUUAACAUCGAUGGCAACGACGAAUACAGACCCAAGCAAGAGAAGACGAUCAAGAAGGGGCUGUUCAAAGGCAAGCUGGGCACACUGACUGCUCAGACCAUACAGCCGAAGCCGUUCAGCAUUCCGGGGGCUCGCACUUCAAACAACAAACCGAUUACUACAGUAGCCAAGCUGGUGCUACGCUUCGAUCCCGCAGAAGAAGGGGCACAGCCGCCAGCCCUAAGCUCGCUGCACACAAAGCUCAAGGUGUCUACCUUUUACGCAACAACACCCAUGCACAACCUGCCCUCUCGAACACACUUGGCUUUCGACAUGUCACAGGGUGUUUACGCCGAGAAUGUGGCGUUGAACAGCCUGUGCAUUACCAAGGCCAAAUGGGAGGAACACACUGCAGCUUCGAACCCCGCACCUGAAUGCCUCACGCGCCGCGACUCUGGCAUCUCCGACUGCUCUACGGCAAGCGAUACCGCGAAUGCUUUCGCAACCGGCAUCCUAGUGCCUUCCAGCAAUUACAAAAACGGCACUUUCUACACCGCACAAAUCCUUGUGCCGGUCACUCUCACUGAGAAGAAGAGUUUCAUCCCAACAUUCCACUCCUGCCUCAUCUCGCGCACGUACACGCUUGGCCUGCAAAUCGCUCCACAAGGAGGCUCGAACAUCAGCCUUAAGGUCCCAGUUCAAAUCUGCGCCAACGGUAGCGACACCGGCAUUGAGAAUGCACGAGCGCGCAGCGUCGAAGCCGUCAUGUACAGGGAGGCAGCAGACAUGUUUACACCCAGGAGUGUUGCACCGCCUAACUUCGACGGCACGAGAACCAAUGUACAGGCGAGAGACGAGCUGCCGCCCGACUAUGUGGCCUUUGCACCCUCCACCAGGGUGGCGGCGAGAUCGGGGGCAUCGGUUUAG